CAGCCUGGAGAUCAUGAAGAUGCUGCUGAAGUGUGACGCGCGCAUGGAGCGGGACGGCUACGGCAUGACACCGCUGCUGGCCGCCAGCGUCACCGGACACACCAACAUCGUGGAGUUCCUGGUGCACCAGCCGCGCGCCAGCCGGGAGCAGCGCAUCCACGCCCUGGAGCUGCUCGGCGCCACCUUUGUGGACAAGAAGCGGGACCUGCUGGGCGCCAUGCGCUACUGGCGGCGGGCGAUGGAGCUGCGGUGGGCAGGGGGGCAGGCGGGUGCUCUGGAGAAACCAACCGCGGGGCCCGCUGUGCCUGCCUACGACUGCAGCCGCGAGGUGUCGACAGCCGAGGAGCUGGGAGCGCUGAUCACCGACCCCGACGACAUGCGCAUGCAGGCGCUGCUGGUGCGAGAGCGCAUUCUGGGCCCCGCCCACCCCGACACCUCCUACUACAUCCGCUACCGCGGCGCUGUCUACGCCGACUCGGGGAACUUCGAGCGCUGCAUCCGGCUGUGGAAGUACGCGCUGGACAUGCAGCAGAGCAACCUGGAGCCGCUGAGCCCCAUGACCGCCAGCAGCUUCCUGUCCUUCGCAGAGCUCUUCUCCUUCGUGCUGCAGGACCGCGCUAAAGGCACGCUAGCGGCGCGCGUCUCCUUCCAGGACCUGAUGGGGGUGCUGAGCAAGAGCGUGCGGGAGGUGGAGCGGGCGGUGGCGCAGCGGGAGAGGCCCCCGGAGCCGCCGCAGUUCUCCAAGGCGCUGUCCAUCAUCCUGCACCUGCUGUUCCUGCUGCAGAAGCUGCGCUGCGGCCCGGAGCAGGAGCACCUGAAGCGCCAGACCGUCUACCGGCUGCUGAAGCUGAACCCGCGGGCGAGGGGCGGGCACACCCCACUGCACAUGGCCGUGGACCGCGACACCACAUCGGUGGGCCGCUACCCUGUGGGCCGCUUCCCGUCUCUGGCCGUGGCGAGUCUGCUGCUGGAGUGCGGCGCUGACGUGGACUCGCGCGACUACGACAACAACACACCGCUGCACAUAGCGGCCGCUAACGGCUGCCCGGACAUCAUGGCGGCGCUGAUCCGGGCCGGCGCACACUUCGACGCCACCAACGCGGCGCAGCAGACGGCGUACCAGCUACUGGAGGCGCAGAGCAGCGGCAGACACGCGCUACACCCGCUCAACCACACCACGCUACAGUGCCUAGCGGCCCGCGCCGUCACCGCGCACAGACUGCCCUAUAAAGGGCUGAUCUCAGAACAGAUGGAGGCCUUCAUCGAGCUGCACUGACCACACACACAUACACUGACAA
Molecule: messenger RNA, 1298 nt
Organism: Danio rerio (zebrafish)
Lineage: Eukaryota; Metazoa; Chordata; Actinopteri; Cypriniformes; Danionidae
Gene: fem1a
Product: fem-1 homolog a
Biological process (GO): protein ubiquitination
Cellular component (GO): mitochondrion; cytoplasm
Source: RefSeq, marked provisional